GCGGGCCACCUGCGGGAGGAGGGGCGGCCUUCUGGUUGGCGCCCUGUGUCCGUCCCUCCUAUCGGCUUAGGCCCCGCGAGGAAGACUCGGGCUCGCCCUGGCUGGCAGGGCGGGGCCAGAGACCUGUCCAUCACCGAGGCCACGGGUGGCAGCACCUACCACACCGCAGUACCUUGGCGAGGCGGAGCAGAGCCGGGCAGGUCGCGGCCAGGGGAGGCGGGGCAAGGCCAGCGGGAGCCAAUUGGCCCGGCGGCGCGAGGGGGCGGGGGCGGGGUCACCGCGCGCGACCCAAACACACGGGCUGGGCGCACCCUGCCGCCGCGCCGCUCCGCGGUCUUCCGGCGCGAGGGCCGGGGAACCUCCUCCCCUCCGGACACCCCCACCUUCGCGGCCCAGAUCCUCCCGCCAGCCCGGCCCCUCCUUCGCAGGGGGAGCGAGGCGACGGUUGCCGGGAAGCGCGCGCCACCCCUCCCUCCCAUUCUUCGUCCUCUCUUCGCGCGCCACCCGUUUUUCCUCUUUCUCCGUUAAUAACAGCUGGGUGGCUGGGGGAGGAGGGAAGGUGGCCCUGGCGGAGUCUGGCCCGGCGCCUCCCACUCAGCCGCCAGCCGCCGUGGGAGCCGCAGGAUGGCGGCGGUAGCGGCGGCCGCCCGAGAGGAGGCGGUGCCGAGGCCCGGGGCUCCGAGCGCGGCGGCAGAGAGCGGCAGCAGCCCGUCGUGGCGCACCAGAACCGAAACCAGCGGCAGCCGCACGGCCACCUGAGCCGCCCGUUCCUGCUGGAGCCAGCGAGGGGUGCCAGCAGCCGGGACCUCUUCCUCUCCGCGUCUCUUCGUCUCCUGCGCCCGCGUCAGGCCGCCGGCCUCGCCCACCGCCCCGAGAAGAGCGCGCAGGGCGCCGACUGCCCCUCGGGGCGCCGGGCGGCGGCCCUGGACGUGCGGGGGUCCCUCUGGGCCGGCCGCGGCGCCUCGGCCCUGCCCUCUAGCUCCUGCGCUCGCUCCCGCCCUCCCGGCUCUCGGGGUGCAGCGCGCGGGCCCGGCCAGGGGCAGGGCGGACAUGGGCGCCAAGCAGAGCGGCCCGGCCGCCGCUAACGGCCGCACGCGCGCCUACUCGGGCUCGGAUCUACCUUCCAGUAGCAGUGGAGGGGCCAAUGGGACCGCGGGCGGCGGCGGGGGCGCUCGGGCCGCCGCCGCCGGGAGGUUCCCGACUCAGGUGCCCAGCGCUCACCAGCCCAGCGCCUCAGGCGGCGCCGCGGCGGCCGCGGCGGCCCCAGCAGCCCCGCGCAGCCGCUCCCUCGGCGGGGCCGUGGGGAGCGUGGCGUCGGGGGCCCGCGCGGCGCAGUCCUCCUUCAGCAUCCCAAACAGCAGCAGCGGCCCUUACGGCUCGCAGGACUCGGUGCACAGCAGCCCUGAAGACAGCGGCGGCGGCCGGGACCGGCCGGUGGACGGGAGCCCCGGCGGGCCGCGCCUGGUGAUCGGCUCCUUACCAGCUCACCUCUCGCCGCACAUGUUUGGAGGAUUUAAGUGCCCUGUAUGCUCAAAAUUUGUACCCUCAGAUGAAAUGGAUUUGCAUCUUGUAAUGUGUUUAACAAAGCCAAGAAUAACCUAUAAUGAGGAUGUACUGAGUAAAGAUGCUGGGGAAUGUGCAAUAUGCCUUGAAGAAUUGCAGCAGGGAGAUACUAUAGCACGACUGCCUUGUCUAUGCAUAUAUCAUAAAGGCUGCAUAGAUGAAUGGUUUGAAGUAAAUAGAUCUUGCCCUGAGCACCCUUCAGAUUAAGCAUCAGCUUCCUGUUUUAUAGGUUUUCUCGUCUUUACAAGAUGCUUGAAAAACCAAGAGGAUAUGAAGAUCUGUCUCUGGAGAAACAAAAAUGCAGGCAUACUCAGCCAGAAAUCUGAGUUUUGUGAGACUUGGUAAUACAGAGAUGGACAAUCAUACUGGGGUAAAAAACCCUGCUGAAGAGAGGACAGUGACCACAGAACUCAGUGUACCAAACAUGCAUACAAAGGACACACAGGGAUUUUGAAAAUGCUGCAUAUCCCUUAACAGUCAUCUACAUAGGUAAUACUGAUAAACAUUUUGUAUUCAGAUGCCAAAGUUAACUGAUUUCAAAGUUGAUUUACUUUUUAUUAAGUUCUCCAGAGCUGCACAACUAGUUAUGUUUUGAUUUGUUUUGUUUUUCAGUUUGGGGGUCUCUUUGUUUUCCCCAACAUAAUGUUUCUGCAUUCAUCUGUUCUUAAAUUGAAAAACAUAUAAUUUACUUCUUAUAAAUUAAAGUGUUAAAUGUGAAACCAAGAAAUGUAAUCAAGCAGUAAAAACAUUCUCUGAAUGUAGACCAUGAUCUCAAGUUCUUCCAUUUUUUUCCCCCAAGAGUGGAAAAUAGACUUCUACAUAGGAAAGCUAAAAUAUGUUAAUAUUUUUAAAUUAAAGGUUUAAUAUCAGAAUGCAGUCCAAAGAGCAAAUCACAUUACAUAAUUACAUUUUAAUUAAAUAUAGAAUAUUCUGCUGAAUUGCAAUUUAUUAAAUAUUCUUAUCCUCUUAAAUAAAACUGCUCAGCAGUUAAUCAGCAGUGAAUCAUCUUGCAGCUAUGCAACUUAAAAAAAUUACAGAUUACCAAUUUUAAGUGCUGCCAGCUAAAAUAACUGUUUUAACGGGUAUCUUUUGUUUGUUCUUUUCAUGUAAUUAUUUUAUUGUGCUUUGCAUCUCCAGGCAGUUCUCUCAAAUUUGGGUAAAAUGUUCAGCAGGCUAUAAACUUAAGAAAAGGGUAAAAUAAAAUUUUCUGGAGUGAAACUUGGAAUAAUUUGAGGGAGAUUUUAUAUACCUUAAAAAAUUGUAAUUUAAUUGGGAUGCCAGAUUUAUAACAAUUUGCAUCUUUAAUUUUCCAGAUAAUCUGGAGGUUAGCAUUUGAUAAAUGAUUUUUUUAAAGUAGAUAUGAAGAUUUUGUUAAUUUAUAAUUUAUUCAUUUGUUAUUACUGUAAUUGAAAAUGUUAUAGACACUUUUAAAUUCAGUUUGUAUAGAAAUAAAUGUGUUAAACAAAAUUAUGUUAAUAAAUAUUCCCACAUAAUACAUCUGAAUGGUUAAAAAUACUGGAAGAGUUGUCAGGGCUACAAUAGUGAAUGUCUUUUUUUUUUUUAAUAUCAAAAAUAUCGAUAAGUAGGUUUUGUGUUUUCAACAUAGGGAAAAUGUUAUCAGUGACUAGGUGGUGCACUUUACUUGGUGUAAUUGAAAGUUGCACAGUAAGUACUGUUUCCUUGUUUUAAUCUUUCUUUACUCCUAAUGUAUUUAAGAAUUUGCUGUUUUAUUUAACGCUGCUACUGUUAAUCUUCUCUAAAUUUUUUCCCCUACUUUCUUGCUUCUGUUUCACAUUUUUUAAAAGGGCAAGUACAGGAGCAACUGCUGCUACCCAGAAAGAUUUGUGUAUUAUAAAUAAUUAAAAGAGUUUUUAAUUGCUUUCUGUAUGAUUCCAGAUCAGAUAACAUUUUCCCUGAAGUUAUGCUGUGAAAUGCCUUUUGUUAUGCUGCAAUUGCUAAAGGAAUCCAAAACCUCCAUUUUGACAGCUGAAGGCACAGUUUAAUAGGUGCUUUUUAACUAGUUAUGGAAAAUAUUCGUCCCUUAACGAAACAAUUCUUUUUCUGAUUUUUUUCUGUUACCAUGAAGUCUUAAUUUGAAUUAAUUUUAUUUCAUGUUUUCGAUUUUGUAAGCUUUCAUACCCUCCUGCCCAGCCUCCUCAAGUAAAACCUCUUAGAAUGUGAAUAAUUGAUUCAUUUCCUAUUACUGGUAUACUGUUGUGAUGAGAAUUGUUUUGUUGUCUUCCAUUCUUAAACGAAGAGAUUUAUUACAGCUGUGAGAAUUAACUAUAUUCUCCUGGAAGUUGAUUUUGUGAUAGGUUAAUGCAAAAGUCAUUGCAAAAACUGCCAUCACUUUUGCACCAAUUUAAUAGUUCCCUUGUUUACUUUUUAACCUAUAUUGGCUUAAAUUCACUUUUUAGCCCCUCUUUGUCAUAAGGUUCUGUGCUGCAUUUGCUACAAUAGAAGCUCCUAUGGUUUUAAAGACAGUUCAGUGUUUGUCAGUGUCAAGUGCUACUUGAUUAUUAUAUUUUUCUGGAACAGUAUUCACUUAAAUCUGUUUAUAGCAAUCCCUUUUUUGACAAAAUUUACAAAGUUGACAUUUUUACUUUAAAUUCAAUCUCUAUCAGUGACUUCCUAAAAAGAACAACUUAGAAAUUGAGGGAAAAAAAUGUUUUUAAAGCCCAAAUGUUCCAGUUUUUAUUCAAAAUCAAAGUCGUUAUUCUGGAAAAUACAAGUAAUAUUCUAUAUAAUGUCACUUAAAAUAUUUGUAAAUUUAUUACGCAAACACUGAAUAGUAUAAGUAAGGUAUAAAAUCACAAUAGAUAUUUAAAUACUAAGCUGAAACUACUGACAACUAAUUAUUAUGAGGGACACAAUAAAGAUUGAAAGCCUAGGUUAUCAAGUUGGUUUUAGCUUUCUAGAAUCUUUGUAAAUACUCAUGUUCAAAUAAGAUCACACAUGCAUAUGUAGAAAGCAAUAUAUUCUGAAAGUUCACUUUAGUGCCACUGUUUGUCCAUAAUGGAUUUAUUGCCAAUUUUGAAUCCUCACCUUACUUUGAUCUGGCUUUUUUUUUUUUUUUCCUUGCCAGAAUGUUUAGGAGAAAGUAAAAUUAUUCUGUUUUACUUUGGCUUUUUGCCAGAGAUACAGACUAAGCAUAGUCUUAAUAUGUGUUUUUCAGAUCUGGUUACAAGACGUAUUAUAGAUUGUGUUUUAAGAGCAAUGUUGUAAUUGAAAUAUAAAUAACAGCAUAACUUUUUUUGUGUUAGUAAGAACAACAUUAAAAAGGUUAUGUUACACAAUAUGCAGGUUUUGGUUUCUUAGUGCAACUCUUAUAUUUCUUUUAAAUGUUACGUAGUUAUUUCAGUUUUCACUCUAGCUACUUUACUAAAGUGUAGCCCCCAAAUAGCCUCAGCAUAUCUGCCAUAUGUAUUUCAAAGAUUACAGUCUGAAUGAGUUAAUGAAAAUGGCAAGUUCCUUUUCAAAGUUUCUUUGACUCACAGCCAUAUUGCUAAGUUUGGGUAUAGAGAAGUUAAAAACAGUCACUUAAAUUAGUAUCUUAUAGCAAGAUAUACUGAUAUUGUUUUAAAUGAAAAAGACUGUAAAUUCAUUGUAAAUAUUACCUAAUAUAAGAGUGGAAGAGGGGAAUUUAAAAAAAAAUAAGCUAUAUUUGAACAAAGCAUGAAACUCUUGUUUUAAAAUUUAAGAAUAAUUGAAUUUACCAUCUAAUUGACAUCUGUACUGUGCAUUGAUAGUAAUAUCCAAAUCAUCUUUUUCUUUCACUGAGGAAGUUCUCAUAUAAAUCAAAUUGCUGAGAACUAUAUAAAACUACAUAGAGGUAAAUGGUGCUUAUUAAAUAUGAGUAUAGUUUGUUACU
This is a messenger RNA of Rhinopithecus roxellana (golden snub-nosed monkey), 5434 nucleotides long. It is a transcript of the gene ZNRF2, whose product is annotated as zinc and ring finger 2. The record is from RefSeq and is a predicted model, not a curated record. The transcript has 5 exons. Bases 1051 to 1770 code for a protein of 239 amino acids. NCBI's taxonomy places the organism in Eukaryota, Metazoa, Chordata, Mammalia, Primates, Cercopithecidae.